Messenger RNA from Ascoidea rubescens DSM 1968, 405 nucleotides. It is a transcript of the gene YOP1, whose product is annotated as Yop1p. The transcript has a single exon. The record is from RefSeq and is a predicted model, not a curated record. Lineage: Eukaryota; Fungi; Ascomycota; Saccharomycetes; Ascoideales; Ascoideaceae. The annotation marks the transcript as partial.
CAAUUUUCAUCAAACAAACAACUUGAUUUUGUUGAGAAGAAAACCAAGGUACCUCGAUCAUAUGCUGUACUUGGUGUUGGAGCACUCUAUGUGGUAAAUGUUUUAUUCAAUACAUUUGGAAUUGGAGAAUUAUUGUCGAAUCUUGCAGGAUUUGGAUAUCCAGCAUACUUAUCAAUGAAGGCAUUAAGAACAACAGAAAAACACGAUGAUUCUGAUUUAUUGGUUUAUUGGGUUGUAUUUGGAGCAUUGAGUGUUGCUGAAUAUUUUUCGAGAACAAUUUUAUAUUUGGUUCCAUUUUAUUAUUUUUUCAAGACGAUUUUUUUGCUAUACUUAAGUUCUACCACAUACAGAGGAGCAAAUUUUAUUUACACUCAAUUCUUGGGGCCAAUGAGUGAGAAGUUUAUU